CUCAGAGCUAUAGAUAUGGAGGUUUUGACAGGCAGCUGUCGAAUCUACCUGUGCACGUGAAGCUAAUUCAAUUUGAGUGGCGCAGCGCAACACACGAAUCGUUCCCCACUUUGAGCGAGAGAUCACCAUUUUGCGAAUCCCAACAGAGGCCGGACGACAUUCCAUUGCACAGCCGCCAUGGUGAAGCUCAACUAUGACGUCCUCAGUGUGGCGUCCUCUUUCAUUAACGCCGUGCAAGAUCGGGAGCUGAAUCUCCGAGGCCUUAAGAUACCACAAAUAGAGAACUUAGCUAUUACCAAGGACGGAAACGAUGUGAUCGAUUUCACAGAUAACGAGCUGCGACGAUUAGAUGGUUUCCCCUUGAUGAAGCGAUUGAAGGCCAUACUAGCGAGCAACAAUCGAAUCGCAAGAGUCGAUCUCGAGUUGGCAAAGCAACUACCCAACCUAAAAACCCUGAUUAUGGCGAACAACCUCAUAGAGGAGCUGGGCGACCUUGAUCCACUGGCGAACCUAGAGCAUUUGGAAUGCUUGAGUCUGAUGGACAACCCUGUUGCUACAAAAAAGUAUUACAGGCAAUAUAUCAUCCAUCGGUGCCCGAAAGUGAGGAUACUGGACUUCCGAAAAGUCAAGGAAAAGGAGCGUCAAGAAGCCGCGUCGUUGUUUUCGGGGGCGGACGGCACCAAGCUCGCAGCCAGUUUAUCUGCUACGAGUUCGAGGACAUUCGAACCAGGGGAAGGACUGAAGAAAACACCCAAAUUAUACCAGGGGCCGUCCCCGGAGGAAGCGGCAAAGAUUAGGGAAGCAAUCAAAAACGCCAAGACGCUGGACGAAGUUACACGAUUGGAGAAGUUGCUGCAAACGGGGCAGGUUCCGGAUGGCACCGCGCAGGCAACAAAACAGGAUGAUAUGAUGGAGGCCGAAGAAGAGGCGUAGGGAGAUGGAAUUCUAGUCGUUAGGGUCAGAAAGACCUCUUGGCAGAAUGCGAGAAGGACGGCGAUGCGCUUGGUGAGGUCGCUCAACAGCCGCCGACACAGUGGUCCUGUGUACAGCAUUGUUGCCAUCG
Messenger RNA from Fimicolochytrium jonesii, 1063 nucleotides. RefSeq names its product leucine-rich repeat-domain-containing protein. Gene Ontology annotation, cellular component: U2 snRNP. NCBI's taxonomy places the organism in Eukaryota, Fungi, Chytridiomycota, Chytridiomycetes, Spizellomycetales, Powellomycetaceae. Gene Ontology annotation, molecular function: protein binding; U2 snRNA binding. Bases 178 to 933 code for a protein of 251 amino acids. Gene Ontology annotation, biological process: mRNA splicing, via spliceosome. The record is from RefSeq and is a predicted model, not a curated record. The transcript is spliced from 4 exons.